This is a messenger RNA of Prorocentrum cordatum, 2712 nucleotides long. The record is from the annotation of a GenBank genome assembly. NCBI's taxonomy places the organism in Eukaryota, Dinophyceae, Prorocentrales, Prorocentraceae.
AUGCAGACAUCGCGCUGGGCGGCGCGAGCAGCAGAGCGCGCCCAGGUCAAAGCAGGGCGGCAGUACGCUCAGUGGGUCAGCACCUCCUGGCGCUCCUCCCCAGGCCUGGUGCACAGGCAUGUGAAAGGAGAGGGGCCCGCGCAGCUGGAGACCCUGCAGCUGGAAGAGGCGGUGGCGGACCCCAUGAAGCAGAUGCAGAUUCGGGAGGACCACUGGACGGCCGUCUGGAGGUCGCGCAGCUUCGAUGAGACGAAGUUGCAACGCUGGCUGGCGCGCACUGCCCGUCGCGCCCAGGAGGAGGAGCUCCCGCCUCUUACCCUUCCACAGGUGAAACAGACCCUUGCCAGCCUCUCCCCGAAGAAGGCGAUGGGGGCCGACGCGUUGCGGAGCUCCGACGUUGCCAGGCUUCCCGACGAGUCGGUGCAGCAGUGGGUGCACCUGCUGCAGGAGGUGGAGGCGGCGGUGCUGUGGCCGCGCGGCGACCGCACCAUCGGCCUGUUGUUGCCGCUGCUGGUGAAGUGCUGGUCGCGCACUCGCGCGACCGUCACCGACGAGUGGUCGGAGGCGUUGGAGCAGCACUGGGACACGGCCAUCAGGGGCAGCAAUGCCUUGAGGGCCGCCCUCUGCCGGUCGGUCCUCGACGAGAGGACGGUAACCAUGAGCUUCUGCGCGAUCGAGGCGCUGGUGGACCUGGAGAAGUUCUUCGACAGCAUCGACCUGAUCGCGCUGCUGGAGGUGGCGGAGCAGGAGGCUUACCCAGCCGUCGUCAUCUCGUUGGAGGCACAGGCCUACUUGGCGCCCGGGCGGCUGCGACGUCAUGGCUGGAGCUCCGGAGCUAUUUCGGCUGAGAGGUCGAUCGUCGCGGGUAGCAACCACGGCGUGAAGGUCGGCAAGCUGUUCCUGUACCCGCUGCUGCAGCGCGUCAGUGCAGGGUCCCCGGCAGUGGGCUUGCAAACGUUCGUGGAUGACACGAUUCUGAGGACGGAUGGCCUGAAGCGGGCCGCGGUGGACCAGAUGGUAGUGGCCCUGAAGCGCUUUGGAGAGUGUUGCCAGGCCGCCAAGCUCACCAGCUCUGACAAGUCCGUCAUCGUGGCCUCAGACAUGGACGCGGCCCAGCAGGUAGUGGGCGGCGCAGGCGGGCCCAGCCUCCCGCUCAAGGCAGUAGAGAAGGCCGUGGACCUGGGCGUCAGCACCACGGCGGGCAAGCGUCGGGACCAGAGCCAGUUCCACAAGCGCGCCAAGACGGUGGCCAGGCGGAUGUGCGGCAUCCACCGCAUGCGGCGUAAGGUGCGGCUCGGGGAGUACACCAAGAUGCUCCACAAGAGGGGGCACAACCGGCGCCAGGCCAGCCGUGCGAUUGCAGGCAAGGGCUUCGGCAGAUGCCUGACCACCACGCUGGCGCUGACCCUGGAUGAGGACGACCCGGGGCUGGCCCUGCCGCGCCAGCUGCUUGGCGAGUGGAUGCAGCUCUGGAGGCGCCAUCCUGAGCAUCGGCAGCGAGUGCAGCGAGCGUGGCGCCUGCUGUACCAGAAGCUGAAGGCGCUGCCGCAGGCCAGGCGAUGGGCCAGAGUGCGUGGUGCUAUCUCGGUGGUGAUUUGCACAUUGCUCACUGCUGGCUGGGACGUGCCCUCGGCUACCACCUGGCACUCCGACGUCGAGGAGACUUGGCAAAUUAGUGAGGACAUGGAAGCUGACGACACCGAGCUCCUGGACGAGUUCACGGCCAGCAUUAAGAGGGCCUGGUGGGCCAAGGCGGCUCGUCAUGAUGCUGGAGAAGGGCUCGUAGACGGCGCUGACCUGCACCAAGCGAGGAGGCACCUGGCGAGGCUCCAGCGCGACGGCGAGCACGGCACCUGGGCCUUGCAGCUGCAGGUGAUGACUGGAGCAUCCUGGACGAGGGUGCGUCAGAAGGAGGCUGACUUCGACGUGUCGGCUACGUGCCCCCUGUGCGGGCUGGCCGACGAGACCCUGCUGCAUCGAGUGUGGCAGUGUCCGUGCAAUGUGGGCCAUGAGGACUACACGAGCAUGGAGUCGCUGGCGGCCAGAGCCGUGGAGGGCGCUGCUGCGGAGCCCUGCCUCUGGUUGCGGGGCCUCCCGCCUACCGGCUGGACGCGGUACGAGUACCCAGAGGGCGCCAGCGAGUUUGAGCACGUGGCGGGCGACUGGGACACGGCCGCCGAGCAGUACGGAGGAGAGGAUGGCUUCCUCGACGUCUUCGGCGAUGGCUCGGGCGGGGAGCACAGCGACGACCCUCGUCUGCGACAGUGCGGAGUGGGCGCGGUCAUCCUGCAGGUCUCGCUGCAGGCGCCAGGCGAGCUGCGCGUGGCAGCUGGCGUUGCAGCAGGGCUCCUUGGGCCGAAGCAGACGGUGCCGAGGUCGGAGCUGCAGGCGUUCCUCAUCGCGCUGCGCCGCACGCGAGGCUGCCUGCGGUACCACACCGACCACAUGCCGCUGGUGCACGGCUGGCGGCAGCGGCGCCACGUGAGCCCGAGCGGGAAAAAUGCAGACCUGUGGUGGCAGAUUAGGCGUGCCAUUCGAGAUCGUGGCGACAGCGACAUAGAGAUACGAUUUCUGCACAGCCACCAGGAAAAGCAUCUGAUAGGUAACGAGUCGGCCCAGCAACUUUUCGUGAUUGCAGGUAAUAUGUUUGCAGAUGAGUUUGAGCAGAGCGCUGCCGCCACCGUCCUUGCCAGCGUGACAGUCAAGCCAGAG